This is a messenger RNA of Mesorhabditis spiculigera, 492 nucleotides long. Lineage: Eukaryota; Metazoa; Nematoda; Chromadorea; Rhabditida; Rhabditidae. The record is from the annotation of a GenBank genome assembly.
AUGCCUUUCGAGAAAUGGCAGAGGAGGAUACCACUGAAGUACCAGAAAAUGAAUUCGCUGCUCUGCCUCGUCGCACUCCUUGGAGUUGCCGUAGCAUCUACCGAGUCUCCAUCCGCCAUUUUGGGCCCGCUUGUUGAGAAAUACCAAGAUCUCAUUUACUCUGGAGACUACGAAGAGCUCGAAGAGCUCUACCACCCGAACGCCAUCCUCGUCGUCAAGGGAGACGAAUCCCCGUACUAUACCCCUGCUCGCAUCUUCGAGGAGAUCCGCGAGGCUCGCUCCAAGGUCGGCAACGCCAAGACCGUCUUCAUCAAGGAAACCUACACUGGUGAUGGCGACAUCAUGAUGUAUGAAAACCGUUGGACCAUCACUACUGCAAACCUCGAGCUGAGCGGCCCCUACCGCGCCAUCUGGAUCAAGUACGAGGGCCGCUGGGUCAUCUGCCACGAGCAGUACUCCCAGACCAAGCGCCACAUCCAUCACCACGCCCAU